Molecule: messenger RNA, 802 nt
Organism: Xyrauchen texanus (razorback sucker)
Lineage: Eukaryota; Metazoa; Chordata; Actinopteri; Cypriniformes; Catostomidae
Exons: 5
Coding region: 14-703 (229 amino acids)
Source: RefSeq, a predicted model, not a curated record
GUGUCAGUCAAACAUGCGAGUUCUGCAGGUGUCAGUCAAACAUGCGCGCUCUGCAGGUGUCAGUCAAACAUGCGAGUUCUGCAGGUGUCAGUCAAACAUGCGCGCUCUGCAGGUGUCAGUCAAACAUGCGAGUUCUGCAGGUGUCAGUCAAACAUGCGAGUUCUGCAGGUGUCAGUCAAACAUGCGCGCUCUGCAGGUGUCAGUCAAACAUGCGAGUUCUGCAGGUGUCAGUCAAACAUGCGCGCUCUGCAGGUGUCAGUCAAACAUGCGAGUUCUGCAGGUGUCAGUCAAACAUGCGAGUUCUGCAGGUGUCAGUCAAACAUGCGCGCUCUGCAGGUGUCAGUCAAACAUGCGAGUUCUGCAGGUGUCAGUCAAACAUGCGCGCUCUGCAGGUGUCAGUCAAACAUGCGAGUUCUGCAGGUGUCAGUCAAACAUGCGCGCUCUGCAGGUGUCAGUCAAACAUGCGAGUUCUGCAGGUGUCAGUCAAACAUGCGCGCUCUGCAGGUGUCAGUCAAACAUGCGAGUUCUGCAGGUGUCAGUCAAACAUGCGCGCUCUGCAGGUGUCAGUCAAACAUGCGAGUUCUGCAGGUGUCAGUCAAACAUGCGCGCUCUGCAGGUGUCAGUCAAACAUGCGAGUUCUGCAGGUGUCAGUCAAACAUGCGCGCUCUGCAGGUGUCAGUCAAACAUAAACGUUCUUCAGUAAUCAAAAUAAUUUUGAAUGUAACUGAUUUAAAUUGUAACUAUAGUGGAAUACAGUUACUUAUAUUUUGUAUUUUAAAUAUGUAAUCCUAUUACAUGUAUC